This is a messenger RNA of Etheostoma spectabile (orangethroat darter), 2897 nucleotides long. It is a transcript of the gene sirt7, whose product is annotated as sirtuin 7. Lineage: Eukaryota; Metazoa; Chordata; Actinopteri; Perciformes; Percidae. Gene Ontology annotation, cellular component: nucleus; chromatin. Bases 126 to 1349 code for a protein of 407 amino acids. The record is from RefSeq and is a predicted model, not a curated record. The transcript has 10 exons. Gene Ontology annotation, molecular function: histone H3K18 deacetylase activity, NAD-dependent; NAD+ binding.
GCGCUGUUCGCCGGUUGCUCUCAUCUUUGCGCCGACAACAUCCGCCCCGGCUACCGUUGGUGGCAGGCGCUAAGUGCGGUGUUUCUAAUAGCUAAACACCCUCAGCUGAUUUAAAAACAAAAAGCAUGGAAAAGGAGGCAGACACUGGCGUUUCUUCGCGUACGGAGAGGAAAGCUUUGGAAAAGGCCAAAAUACUUCAACGAGAACGCGAGAGGAAGAUAUUUAGACUGGUUGCACGAGUCCUGAAGAAACCGGAGGCUGAUCGGUCGGAGGAGGAGGCGGCUGUGUUACUGCUGCACGGAGAAACUGCGGAGGAGCUCUGCAAGCGACAAGUCCGCACAAAUGUGCUCAAGAGGAAGCAGGAGGAGAUGUUUGAUGAUGCUGAUGAGCUGAAGAGUAAAGUCAGACAGCUCGCUGUGGCAGUCAAACAAGCAAAACAUCUGGUGGUAUACACCGGAGCCGGGAUCAGUACGGCAGCUUCUAUCCCAGACUACAGGGGGCCUAAUGGUGUGUGGACACAGCUACAGAAGGGACGGACAGUCAGUUCAUCUGACCUGAGUAAAGCCGAGCCGACCCUCACGCACAUGUGUGUUAGGAUGCUACAUAAGGAAAAGCUGGUACAGCAUGUCGUGUCUCAAAACUGUGAUGGACUUCACUUGCGCAGUGGUCUGCCCAGACAUGCCCUGUCUGAGCUUCAUGGAAACAUGUUCAUUGAGGUAUGUACAUCCUGUUCCCCGGUCAGGGAGUACGUGCGCUUGUUUGACGUGACGGAGCGGACGUCGCUGCACCGCCAUGGGACAUGCCGCAGGUGCAGCCACUGUGGUAGUGAACUCAGGGACACCAUAGUGCACUUUGGGGAACGAGGAACUCUAGAGCAACCUCUCAACUGGAAGGGAGCUGCAGAGGCUGCCAAGAUGGCGGAUGUUAUCCUCUGCCUAGGCUCCAGUCUGAAGGUGCUGAAGAAAUACGCUUGUCUGUGGUGCAUGAACAGACCAGCAAGCAAAAGGCCCAAACUCUACAUUGUCAACCUCCAGUGGACACCAAAAGAUGAUCUGGCUGAGCUGAAAAUUCAUGGCAAGUGUGAUGAGGUAAUGAGUCUCCUAAUGGACGAGCUGAACAUUCAGAUUCCUGUAUAUGACAGGUUAGAGGACCCUAUCUUUAGUCUAGCCACACCUUUGCGGCUAGAAGAGGUCGACAGCCAUUCUCGUGAGAUCAUAUCUCCCCUUGAUGGGCGGGAGGACUGCUUACCUGACUCAAGAGAGCAGGCAGAAGAAGCCACAGCUGUGCAGGGUGGCUGGUUUGGAAGAGGCUAUGGCAAAGGAAGAAAGAAAAAGAAAAAAGCUGCAUGAUCAAGACACAUGCAGAUGUGGUUGACGUGUGUGAAGUAAUCAAUCAAUCCCAAAAAGGGAUUCAAAUUGCAGUCCCGUAAUUGAGGACGAGUUGGACUUUAGUCUUGUGGGUGUGGGAAACACACGUUUGAGUAUUUGCUAUUUGAAAAUGAGGUUUCCUCCACAAUGUGUUUUCAGCUUUAAUCCAGACAGUAAAAAAAGGAUACCAGUAGUAACUAGUUUUGACUAAAAAAAAAAAAAAAAAAGUUUUAAAACCAUUCCUGCAGCAUUAUCAUUUUUCUGCUGUCCCUCUGUAUGGUCAGUAUGUCACUAGUUUUGCUUUGCCAGACCUUCCACCACAGAGCUGCGGACGAGGGUCUGGCUAGUCCAUACAGCAUUCUGGGAUGAGAUGAAAACGUGCUCUGGUUUAUUGGUAUAUCUUUAAACCAAUCACAGUCCUUAUGGGCGUAUGCUAAGCACUGGGCAGAGCCUCGGUGCCGCUGCAAAAUAGCCUCGGGAGAGAACUUGUUUUGGUAGAACGUGCACGUUCAAAAGUUGUUUCAGUCAUGCAACAGAAAACUCAGAAUGGACGGAUAGUCCAGCUAACUGUCUGGAUUCACCCUGCAGAGAUCUGAGGAGCAGUGACCCAUAGUUCUUAUAAACCAACCUGAGUUUGAAAUUUCUGGCGACAAUGGAGCAAUCCUGGAAGAGGAAUGUCAUGGAUAUAGACUAGUAUGUCACAAACGCUAUUAUUUUAAAUGACACAGUAUUUUUCAUUCAUCUUUGAAACCCACAGGAGGUGAAUGUUCCUCUGGAGAUUAUAUAUUUAGGGGUGGAGUAGCACUUUAACCGGAGUUACAGUUGUGUUUUCACCAAGUUGGUAUUGGUGCAAUGCAGUAAAUAAUUUGUAAAUAAUUGCAAGAUGCUGCUGGUUUGAGCAUUAGCUAGACAUUAAUAGACAUUAAGAUACAGGUUUCUAAAGUGUACGUUACUGUACGUGGGACUUAGUGUUUACAAGUAGCAAAUGCCAGUAGAACAGCAGCAGCAAACCAACCCUUUUUUUUGUUUCGGUGCUACCACAGUUUAAGAUAUUCAGGAGGUCAAAAACUUUUUAAUAUAUUAGAUUAAAAUAUAUUUUUGUACUUUUUUCAGAUGUUUAAAACUUGCGUUGUUGAAUGUACCUUUUUUUUAACACAAUGGCUUAUUUGUUUUUAUUUUAACCGUAUUUUGGUUAACUUUUAUUUCCUGAACUCACCACCAAUCUUUAUCUGCUGUCCUCCAUCCUCAGGUUUGCAGGUUAGGUAGUACAGCUACUACUGUACCUCAGUUUACUUAAGUUGAAUUUGCGUUUACAUAUUUAUUUUUGUUGGUGAUUUUUUUUUACUUACAUUUUUGAUUAGUUUUUAGUUAAUGUAAGUUACUGUUUCUUAAGUGAUUGGAAACUCCAAAUGUGUCUCUAUUAACUUGUCUCAGGUAGAUACAGUGUUAUUAUUAAUCUCAUCCUGUACAUUAUAAUAGGAGAAGGUAUUACAGGCCAGACUAAUGACCAGAAGUAGUGUUCAGCACUCC